Molecule: messenger RNA, 3368 nt
Organism: Gymnodraco acuticeps
Lineage: Eukaryota; Metazoa; Chordata; Actinopteri; Perciformes; Bathydraconidae
Product: stonustoxin subunit beta-like
Exons: 4
Coding region: 150-2240 (696 amino acids)
Molecular function (GO): protein binding
Source: RefSeq, a predicted model, not a curated record
GUGACAACAGGACGUCAGGGGAGGAGAGUAUCUGACAGUAUAUAAGUCACCUCACAACAUCACAUUUCAUCAGACUUGAAGCUCCUGCUGGAAGUCAGAAGACCCUCACCCAACUCUGCUGAUCUACACAACUUCACCAGGUUGAACAAAUGGACUUAGAUCUCAUGAACGUUGCUGCCCUCGGAAGACCCUUCACCCUAGGGAUGCUCUAUGAUGCCCGGAAAGAUGAACUGGUCCCAGGUUUAAAAUUAUGGGACGAUAAAGUUCUACAAGCCAGCGUCACUGAGAGCUCUAAACACAGCAGUCAUUUUGAAGUCUCUGGAUCUGAUACCACCGAAUCCAAGUCCACUCUGAUGGAUAUUGAAGCUUCUCUGAAGCUCAGUUUCAUGAGUGGACUGAUAGAAGUUGGAGGAUCUGCCAAAUAUCUGAAUGAUGAGAAGAAAUUCAAGAAUCAGAGCAGAGUGACGUUUCAGUACAAAGCUACCACCAACUUCAAACAGUUGUCAAUGACUCAACUCAAAGCGAUGAGCCAACAACAAACAGAUCUCAUCAAGAAUGGCUGGGCGACUCAUGUAGUCACAGGCAUCGUGUAUGGGGCAAAUGCCUUCUUUGUGUUUGACAGUGAGAAGUUAGAAGCCAGCGAGGUUCAGGACAUCCAGGGCAGCAUGCACGCUGUGAUAAAGAAGAUUCCUGCUUUAGAUAUUGAGGGAAGUGUUAAACUCAAGCUGACUGAUGAAGAGAAAGCCCUGACUGAGAAAUUCUCCUGCAAAUUCUACGGAGACUUCAUUCUUGAAAGCAUCCCAGCAACAUUUAAAGAUGCAGUGCAGACCUAUGUAGAACUUCCACAGCUACUGGGAACAAAGGGAGAGAAUUCAGUCCCAGUGAAGGUCUGGCUGAUGACGCUGAAACUGUUUGAACCUGCAGCUACUGGGGUGAGGACAGAUAUCAGCAUUGAGUUAGUGAGGAAGGCACAGGAAGCUCUGGAGGAGUUAAGGGAAACACAAAUGAGAUGCAACGAUUCUCUGGAAGACAAAGUGGUAGAGAGUUUCCCCGUGCUUCACGAAGAGUUGAGCACUUUCCUCAAACUGUGUGGUUAUUAUAAAACCAACAUCCAGCAAGCCAUGGCAGAGAAACUUCCCUCCAUCCGAGAAGGAAAGGAAGAGGAGAGCUCACUGGAAAAAGUCUUUGAAGACGGGCACAAGUCACCAUUCAACCAUGAAAAACUAAACAAGUGGCUGAGUAACAAAGAGAGAGAAAUCAACGUCAUCAAGUCCUGUGUCGACACCAUGGAGGGAGUAAAGAUCGUCCUGAACCAGAACGAGCUGGACAGAGAGGUCUUUGCUUCAGGUGUAGAGGAUGUUCUGUGCUUUGUUUUCACCUCCAUGCUAAAGGGUGAUAUCUACCUUGAUGAGAUGGCUGACUUCUUGAAAUCAACCAAGUUAGGAAGUACCCAUGAAGAGGAGUGGUACUACUCCGAUGAAGUUCUGAAAUCAAUGAGAGAAAAAGCCACAUCUUUACAGGGUGCUUCCAAAGGGCUGAAGAACAACAGCAAAUUCCGUUUCCUCAUAACGGCCAAAACCAAUGACAACUACAAAGGAGCAAGCAUCUACCACUACAAGAAAGGCCAGCUGGUCAAUGAAGACUUUCAACGCCAAAAGCCUUCUUCUGUGGAGACCAUCACAGACAAGAGAGAUCUGAUCUGGUAUGCCUGUGAUCUCCAUCUGGACCCAAACACUGCCCACAACCGUCUCACUCUGUCUGACGGAAACAAAAAGGCAACAAAUGGAGCAUGGCAUGAUUAUCCUUCUCACCCAGAGAGGUAUAGAUCAGACCCACAGGUGUUGUGCAAAGAGGAGUUAUCUGGGUGCCAUUACUGGGAGGUAGAGUGGAGUACCACUGGCAAUGAGUGUGUGUUUGCUGCUGUUUCAUACAAGGGAGUUGACAGAAUAAACAGCAAGUUUUGGUUUGAUCCAGCAUGCUGGUGUUUCGGCAAUGAAGCCAAACUUAAGGCAUUCCAUGCCCGCAAGCUGGAGUGGCAUGUACCUUAUCCCAUUGGUGAGUUCAGUAGAUUCGGGUUGUAUCUGGACUGGCCUGCUGGCACGUUGUCCUUCUACGGAGUCUCCGGCCACACACUGACUCACCUGUACACCUUUCGCACCACAUUCACUGCGCCUCUUCUCCCAGGCCUCAGGGCUCAUUUUGAUUCCAACUAUGCCUACCUGUGUCCAGUUGAAUUGUAAAUUAACUGGAUUCAUACAGCGCCUUUCCAGUCUUUACGACCCAUCAAAGCGCUUUUACAUUGGCAGCCAUUCACACACAUUCAUAGAGGCAGAGGCUGUCACACACCUGCUCAGUAGCCUAACGUUCACACACAUCUACACACAGUCGGCCAUUCUUGGUCUGCCUAAAGUUUAAAAUGGAAACCUAUAACAUCCCAAUUUAACUUAAACUUGCUUCACAAAAUAAAAAAUGCAUUCAAAGAGGGACAGGGGAAUGUUUUAUUAUUGCUUUCAAUAAUUUAGCUUAUAUGAUGAAGUACUCUGGGGAGUGGUCUUCACUGUACUCUGGUUAGAGUUCCCAUUCAUUAACAUUGUGUGCAGUUAUUGUCUGGUGUGAAGCGGGUAAACCUGUUGAACACCUGAGAGGUCAACAUGUCCCAACUCCUCCCACUAAGGCAAUGAUGAAGAACUCUUAGCUUCUUGGUCGCUCUAAAGUUUGAUAUGGCAACCUAACAUCCCAUUCUAACUUUAACGUGCUCCACAGAAUCACACAUUCAUUCAAACCCAGAGGGACGAGAACAAAUGAGGAUAUAAAAAAGUGACUUGUUUUCAGUGAAUGUUGAUUUCAUCAUCUUCUCAAACUGUUUAAAGUCGAUGCUUUACGAACAGUUGAACAAUAUUUCUUCAUAGGAACUUUCUAUCGUAGUAACAUAUACUCAAGCAUUAUAUAUCCGGCAAUCGCUCUGUCAAAACUGAUGUUGAAAUACAAUAUAAACAUAAUGGGGAAACAUAGUUGCUUAUUCUGUUGAAUUUAUGCUCAUUAUUUUAGGACAUAAGGUUCUUCAAGAGCCAAUUGCUUUUGCUUUGUCUUUUUUUAAAGCGAGUUAUAUUUAGAGAACACAAGAGGAGUCUUUUCUCUCAUGAAACCGGUGUGGGUGGGUUUCUCUGUUGAGGUCAAGAUUAGACAUGCUUUAUCAACAUUAGAAUGAUGACAUAUGAAAUCAUAGUUUAAGUCAAAGACAAAGAAUAUCUGUUUUGUUAAAUGUAUCAUUUUGAUUAUGUUGGGAAUAUCCUAUCACUUAUUUCAGCAUUUGUUUAUUUCCUUCUUUGUGCAGAACUCACAGCUCAUGAAUAAAAAUGCAGAACUUG